AUGGGUGCUGCGUGCAUGGGUGCGAGCUAUGCUCAUGAAGCGAUGAUAGCAGGGGCUACCCUCGCCCUUGGAUUCACUCCUACCGUCGUUGAGAGGAAGCACAAGAAGUUCAAACCAAAAAAAGGUCCGCAAAAGGAAGAGGCAAAUACAGGAGCAGGAGCCGGAGCCGGAGCCGGAGCCGGAGCCGGAGCCGGAGCCGGAGCAGGAGCAGGAGGAGGGGUUGGGAAGGAAGCCGGGGAACGAGCUGAUGCUGGGAUUGGAAAGGGGGAUGGAGAUAUCACGGGUGGUAAAAGUAAGCAAGGGAGAGGGCAAUUCGAAAAAUGUUUCAACCAUACAGAUUCAAACUUGCAUGGAGUUCGACGUCGAGGAGGCAACAGUGCUCUUGGCGAUGCUCCCACCUUGAAUCGCCGUCGGAGUCGCUCGCUGAGUGACCUGAGUGACGCGUUCGAGGAGGAGGCGCGCGCCACGGAGACUCCGGUGGAGCAGGGAGGUGUGCGACGCCUUCAAGGCCCUGAGAAGCAGAAGGAAGCAAGAGGCCCCCACCGAUACGACGCCAUCCUCAGCAAGAGCAGCAUCGAUGACAACCUGCACUUCGUCACCACCCGCGAGCACAGCGGUGGUUGGUCGAAGCGGCUUGGGAAUCGACAAUUAGCGAAUCAGCUGGACUUCUUGCGAAACAGCUUGGAAGAGAGAGAGAUCCUCAAGGCGAUGAAUGGAGGAGGGAAGAAGUCAGGCAAGCAGGACAAGAAGCAGGGAGGAUCUAAGGAGACAGUGUUGCACCUGUGA
Guillardia theta CCMP2712 is the source of this 786-nucleotide messenger RNA. RefSeq lists its product as hypothetical. The transcript has a single exon. Lineage: Eukaryota; Cryptophyceae; Pyrenomonadales; Geminigeraceae. Bases 1 to 786 code for a protein of 261 amino acids. The record is from RefSeq and is a predicted model, not a curated record.